UGUUGUGGAGCUAAACAUUGUCAGUGUAGCAGUAAGCGAGUGUCAGACUGUGUGAACAGGCCUGUUCAGGAAUAUCAGUUAAGAGUUUAGAGGAGCGGUAAAAUGACCAGACUGGACCGAUUAAAUUCAUUCCUGUCCGAGCGACUAACGGCGGCGCUAAAUGAGAUAAUAUACACGGUAAGCAUGACGAUGAAGGAGUACGAGGAGGAAACCGCACGGAUACGUAAAGAAAACGAGCAUCUAAAGGAAAUGUUAAAGGUUACAGCCUGCAGCGCUCCAGAAGCAAAUCCUGGAGUGGUCAACUCCGCUGUGGUCCCUCCCAUUCCUCAUGGACAAGAAGACUGUAACACAAACGUGGAGCAGGAAUCAGAGGAAUCUGAGCCCCAGGAGAGCCAGAAUGGACACUGGGGCCUGAAGGGAGAAAACUCAGGCAUAAAAACAGAGCAGCCCUCUUACCCUACAGAUGCUGGCUUUGAACCAGAGACCAGGCAGACAUAUGCAACUCAGCCAGACUACACUGUGGAGCCUGUCCAGUGUCCCUCUCUCCUAAACUCACAGGCUGUUGACCAAGAGAUGAUAGACUACGAAUUCCCUGCAAAGAUCAAAGUAGAGUCAGGGAACACGCAUUCAGCGGACACGACGGACAGUGCAGAUGCAAACACGCAGAGCUGGUCUCCGCACAACUGGGAUGUCCUUUCAGAAAAAAGUGACCGGGCUAGAGUACAGCAAGCAUCCAUGCAGCCAUGCACCAUUGAAAGUGCUCACUCUGCAGAAUCUGCCUUCCAAAACAGGCCCAUAGAGUUUCGAGCAGCGUUCAGUUACUCAAACCGAAUUACCUGCCACAACACACUGCACUGUACCAGCAGACACUGUGAAAUGCAGAAGAGGACCAUAGCAAAAUCUAGUCCUGUGUGGAAGUAUUUCUCUCUGAAAGAGGGAGACUGCAGUAAAGCAGUGUGUCUAAUGUGCAAGGCAGUGAUAUCACGUGGUGUUAAAGAGUACACAACUUCAGCACUGUUAAAACACCUCCGUAUGAAACAUGGGAAAUGUUGACGUUCAGGCUUUCCUUUUAGUUUUACUUUUUUUUUGAUGCCAUUCCUGGAUUUAAUAUUAUGU
This is a messenger RNA of Colossoma macropomum (tambaqui), 1116 nucleotides long. RefSeq lists its product as uncharacterized. Bases 103 to 1053 code for a protein of 316 amino acids. Lineage: Eukaryota; Metazoa; Chordata; Actinopteri; Characiformes; Serrasalmidae. The transcript is spliced from 2 exons. Gene Ontology annotation, molecular function: DNA binding. The record is from RefSeq and is a predicted model, not a curated record.